This is a messenger RNA of Fonsecaea multimorphosa CBS 102226, 1488 nucleotides long. RefSeq lists its product as uncharacterized. Gene Ontology annotation, molecular function: structural constituent of ribosome. Gene Ontology annotation, cellular component: mitochondrial small ribosomal subunit. The coding region runs from base 1 to 1488 and encodes 495 amino acids. The record is from RefSeq and is a predicted model, not a curated record. The transcript has 2 exons. Lineage: Eukaryota; Fungi; Ascomycota; Eurotiomycetes; Chaetothyriales; Herpotrichiellaceae.
AUGUCCCUGUCAAUAUGUACAGAAUGCCUUUUGCGGCUAAAACUCUCCUCGAGCGCCCCCAGAGGUCUUGCUGUCACCGCAUCGACCUGGACACAAACAACCUCUUUCCACAGCUCUGCAGCACAAUAUAAAUCCCCUUUGCUUAAGAAGAAAGUCCCCCAAGCCAAGCCCACAGUUACUAGAGCUCGUCAAUCCCAAUCCGCGCGCCUGAAGAAGAAAAGCCGCGAGCGUCCCAAGCUACCUCCUGUCGGCGAACGUCGAGCCCAACGCCGUCGCAUCAUCCUCUCAAACACCAACGCCUUGCCCGUAUCGGACGUGGAGACCUGGAGCAAGGAAAAUAUGGUUGACGAGAAGUCUGUGGGACACAUGAUGGCGCUUGAUGGUGGACUGUUGGAUCAAUUGAGAGAUUCAGGAGCCUUUAAGACGACGCAAAACUGGGGUCUAUUCCGCAGGCCGGCGACUUUGAUACGAGAGGAGACACUUCGAAUCGCGAAAGACAUGGAAAGUGUCAAGCAGGAGGGAGAUAAGAAGAAGGUUGUCAAACAUUUAGUCAUUGGCGAGAAGGCCAGCGGGAAAAGUAUUCUCAUGCUGCAGGCCAUGGGCAUGGCGUACAUGGAUCAUUGGAUCGUCCUCAAUGUCCCAGAAGCACAAGAUUUCGUCAACAACACGUCUUCAUACGCCCCUCUUCGACACGCCGAAGACGAGUCUGAACACAUGUACAUCCAACCACACCUGACCCAACUCCUGCUCACCCGCAUUGCCGCCUCGAACGAAUCCGUCCUGAAGUCCCUGCGACUGAACCACGCUCAUCCCAAACCACUCUCUCUGAAGAACAACUCUACUUUACUGGAUCUCGCUCAAAAAGGCGCAGGCGACCACCACCUCUCGUGGCAAGCAUGGCAAGCCUUGUACAAAGAACUUACCGAACCAGGACAGCACCAACGUCCACCGGUCUUGGUUGCCGCCGAUGGCGUAGACCAUUGGAUGGGCCCCACAGCAUACCGCGACAGCGAGCAUAAAAUUCUUCACUCGCAUCAAUUCAUGCUGGUGAAGCAAUUCAUCAAUUUCCUAUUCACGGCCAGAACAUCGAAUACAUCGCCCUUCAUCAACGGCGGCAUGGUCCUCUACAGCACCUCGGGCUCGAACACUCCCGCCUACCCUACCUUCGACCUUGUUCUCUCGCAGAUGCGCGCUGUCCAAGUCCACUCCAUCUCUCCGGCACACCCAGAUUUCCCCCUGCCGAAGCCCUACAGUAAACCCGACCCACGCGUGCUCGCUCUCUCUGCACCAGCCACUCGCGGAGAUUUGAACCUGUUGGAACUGAAAGGGUUGAAUAGACUAGAGUCGAGGGGAUAUUUGGAAUAUUUUGCAAAGAGUGGGCUGUUGCACAAACGCAUCACGGAUGGCCUGGUGAGUGAGAUGAGGGGUCUGAGCGGCGGCGGAGUCGUGGGUGAGUUGGCGAGGUUGAGUAGACGUGUGAUUGCUUGA